AUGGAGCGCAAGAGGAGCAAGCGGGAGAGGCGCGAGACGACGCGACCGGUGGACGCCUUGAGGACCUUGACGGUGCCGCUCGGGUGGUUGUCGCCGCCGUUCAGCACCGCCGCCGCCAGCACCCACGCCGUCGCCCGCUCCCGCUCCCGCUGCCGCUUCGCCCCCUGCCGCAACGCCGCCGCCAGCGACCACGCCGCCGCCCGCUCCCACGCCUUCACAGCCGCCCUCUGCCACUUCGCCGUCACCGUCGGCGACCCCCGCUCCUGGCCAGCCGUCCUCUGCCUCUUCGCUGUCACCGUCGGCGACCCCAGAUCCAGACCAGCCGCCGCCGCCGCCGCCGGACCCCGCGAUGCCCCCGCUUACGGCUCACGCCAUGCGGCAGCUUCGCCCGGGUACAAAGGCCGAGGGUAUGACAGACCCGCGGCUGCCAAGCCGUACGAGAUCGGGCACAAGGCACAGCACAGGACUCAUCUCGAUGCUAGACAAGAAUACUCUGGUGUCGAUGCUGGAGGCUCGGAGCGCGGUGGACGAGGACGUAGGGAGCUGGGGGGGGCGGAGGUCGGAGAGCCGGGAGGAGCGGGGACCGGAGGGCAGGCGGAAGCACUCGCAGCGGCGGACCCGGGGGCUGCAGGAGCGGGCUUUCCACUCGCAUUUGCCACGCUCCUCGCCAACCGGGAAGACAUCGACGCCACGCUGCGAGACCAGCGCCCGCCGGAGCAACGCCCUGACCUUCCGCAUUGCCAGGCCAGCGACCUUCGUGUCCCCAAGAGCUACAAAGAGGCCAUGGCGUCGGAGCACCGGCACUUUUGGAGCGACUCUAUGCAAAGGGAGUUUUAUGGCUUGUUGGAAGCGGGGACUUUUACUCCGGCGAAGUUGCAAUUAGUGGAGAACGCAAUUAACGCAUGGGGGGAUUCGAUUGGAAGGCAGAUGAGUUUGGAUGGCCCACUAAGGAUGUUGGCUGCUUUGGCGUGCGAGUUGAACCUCGACUUGUGUCAUUUCGAUGUUGAGCAAGCUUUUGUGCGUUCGGAGUUGGAGGAAGACGUGUACAUGCGUUUGCCGCAGGGAUGUGGAGCUCUAUCUGGAAUGAUUGUAAAACUAGGCAAGAGUCUGUAUGGCUUGAGACAGGCAUCUAAGCAGCGGCAUGCAAUGCUGAAGAGGUUGACGAUUUCUCAGCAGACUUUCACGGAUGAGCUAGCAGCAGAAUAUGCAAUAGUGGGAGCUUGCGGGGGUACGCUGAUGCGGACUUUGCAAGCAAGGCAGCAGACCUCGGUAUCAGGGGGGAUCGUGAUGUGUGGAGGAGGCGCUGUGUCUUGGUUUUCCAGAACGCAGAAGUGUGUCACGCUUUCGACCACCGAAGCAGAGUACGUCGCGCGAGGUGACGUAGUGAAGGAGAUUUUGUUUUUGAGGCAGAUUUGGCGUUUCAUGUUGCCGCAAGUCGGCAUGCCGUGCAUCCCCAUCUUCGAGGACAACCAGAGGGCGAUUCAACUAGCGCAGAACCCCAUCUCAAACUCGAACUCGAAGCACAUAGAUGUAAGGCACCAUUUUCUCAGGGAACUCGUAGAGAGGAAGGAAAUUUCGGUCAUCCACGUGCCGUCGCCGUACCACCGUGCAGACUUUCUUACGAAGAGUUUGUCGAAGGAUGCUUUCGAGUCUCACCGCGCAGUCACGGGGACCCUUUGGGCGUGGUCGGUGCGAUGA
Messenger RNA from Ectocarpus sp. CCAP 1310/34, 1698 nucleotides. The record is from the annotation of a GenBank genome assembly. NCBI's taxonomy places the organism in Eukaryota, Phaeophyceae, Ectocarpales, Ectocarpaceae.